Molecule: messenger RNA, 1495 nt
Organism: Caenorhabditis sp. 36 PRJEB53466
Lineage: Eukaryota; Metazoa; Nematoda; Chromadorea; Rhabditida; Rhabditidae
Source: the annotation of a GenBank genome assembly
AUGGCGCUCCCUGUCUGGUCAAAAGAGGAGGUCGACGAGUUGAUGAAGUUUCUGGAGGAGAAGGCGAAAAAUGCCGAAUCGCCGCUUUGUUUGGCUAAAGUGCAGGCGGAAUACGCUCAAAGCGGAAAAACUUCACGAUCUUGGGCGGCGAUCAAAAACAGGUGCGCCGGACGUUUAGCUGCACGGAAAAUCUUCAGUGAUUACAGAAUAACAAGAGACUUGGCUCACAGAGUUCAUACGACAGAGCAAUUUGACACGGAAACGAAGGUCCGCAUGCUAUUUGCACUGAGCAUUCCAGUCGAACCGAAGUUCUUGGAAGAACUGAAAAAGAAUGCGGAUGUCGAAGUGAACAAGAGGGGAUGUAUCGAGAAAUACAGGGAAAGGAAGGAAGGGGGCUUGAAAUUAGCGGGAUAUGCUGGAAGGAAUAGCAAGUCAUUUACGGAGGAGGAGGAUCAACGAAUGCUCAUAUAUGUGGCUCGAAAAGCCAAAGAAAAGAAUCGUCCGUUUCCGAUGCAUUCUUUGUGGAAGCAAUAUGCGGUUUCUGGCGAGACGACUCGCGCGUGGUAUACCAUCAAAAAGAGGUAUUAAUUCUCAGAGUCAAGAAGAAAAGUUUAAAGUUUUUUUUUUUGAGAUUCCGUUGCCAUUUACGCUGGAAAAUCCACCAAAUGAAAGAGUUCGACACACAGACGAAAGUGAUAAUGUUGUACUGCUCCAGAACGCCGGUCGAUGAGCAUUUCCUGAGAGAAUUGAGAGAAGCAGCGGAUGUAGAAGUGGACGAAGAGGGAAUAAUCAUCAAAUACCGAGGUGAUGGACUGGAAUUGGUGGCGGAACUGACUGGCAAACGAAGUGUGCGAAGAAAGCGCAGUUUGCAUGAGCAUCUGGAGAUGGCAAUGGAGCAGAAAAGGCAAAGAACUGACCAGUUUGAAAAUGUCGGAUUGGAAGAGGAGCUCGAGUUCGGAGAACCGUUCCGUGCGGUCAAAGAGGAGAGCGCCGACGAUUUCGAAGAACAGCCGGCUGUCCCGAACACCCCGGAAGAAGACCUCGUGGCGACGAUAAUGAAGGAGGUGACAUCCUUCGAUUUGUCACACUACAUCGAUGAAUUGUCGAAUUCGUGCCCGCUUGGUUCCCUUGAUGAAAGCCGGCUGGGUUCCGUUGAUGAAAGCCCGCUGGGUUCCAUAGAUGAAAUCGUCAGAAACAUGCUGCAGUCGCAAGUGGAGACAGUGGAGAGGUUCGUGGUCAUAGAUUUUCAGAAAUAUUUGAUAAAUGUUUAUUUUGCAGUCCCGCUGCUCAACCGAACAGGUCCGUGAGCAAGAAGAUCGUCUUCAGUCAAUUCAGAAACCUCAUUCAAGAGUUCGAAGAUCCAGAGAUGGAAGAAACACAACAGAAACUGAGCGAUUCGAUCCGAAAACUCAACGACGGCGACGAGAAACUGUCGGCAAAGGCUGUCAACAAAAUCAAAUCGUUUUUCAACGAACUCGACGAUAUUCUGGACUAG